Messenger RNA from Sander lucioperca (pikeperch), 677 nucleotides. RefSeq names its product thiosulfate:glutathione sulfurtransferase. The transcript has 4 exons. Gene Ontology annotation, molecular function: thiosulfate-cyanide sulfurtransferase activity. Bases 10 to 534 code for a protein of 174 amino acids. The record is from RefSeq and is a predicted model, not a curated record. Lineage: Eukaryota; Metazoa; Chordata; Actinopteri; Perciformes; Percidae. Gene Ontology annotation, cellular component: mitochondrion.
GUGAGUAGAAUGUGUUCACUUCUCAGCAGCAGUCUGCACGGGGCAUUUGUCUUCACGAUGUUGUCUUGUGUUCUGUCUCGAGGUUUCUGCCAGGUUGUUGCGGAAGUGAACCGCAGGUCUUACCCGACAUUUGGCUCAGUUUUACGCACUUUUACAACCUCAAGUCCCAAAUGCGGAGAAGCAUCCGACAGCGCUUCAGUGGUGACCUACUCUCAGCUGAAGACAAUGCUGUCCAACCGAGACAUUCAGCUGUUUGAUGUAAGAAAUCCUGAUGAAUACCAGGCUGGGCGCAUUCCAGAUGCUGUCAACAUCCCACUGGGCAACCUGGAGGAGUCUCUGAAGCUGUCCCCAGAGCGUUUUCAGCAGACGUUUGAAGUGAAGGCUCCUGGGAAAGAUGACGACAACAUUGUGUUUCACUGCAAAAGUGGCAACAGGAGUGCCAAAGCACUGGACAUCGCCCGUCAGCUGGGAUUUAGCAGGGCGAGACAUUAUAAAGGAGGGUACAGUGAGUGGGCAGAGCAAGAAGGAAAAUGAAUCUGGACUAAAUGCUGCGCUUUACCGCCAUAUUUGUAUCAAAUAUAAUACUAAUACAAAACUACAGAGCGAUGUCUUGAGCAACAUUGACUUGACUGUUUAUAAGUUACAAAUCAGAUUCACAUUAAAUUAUAUAAAAAUUU